This is a messenger RNA of Ambispora leptoticha, 920 nucleotides long. The record is from the annotation of a GenBank genome assembly. Lineage: Eukaryota; Fungi; Glomeromycota; Glomeromycetes; Archaeosporales; Ambisporaceae.
CAAAUAACAAUACCACGUUUAAUAAAGUAGCAGAUAACAAUACCACGCUUAACAAAGUAGCAAAUAACAAUAUUACAAUGAGCCAAGUAGCAAAUAACAUUAACAAUUGCUCUGAUAAAACUACUCUUGAUGGUAUCGAUAUUUCCCAGUAUGAAGAACUAAGGCCUCCUUAUCCCCUUAUGUUCAAUGCUAUGGUGAAGCAGAAUGAAAAGGGAAGAAAGAAAUGUGAUAUGCCAACAUUAUCCAAGAUUGCUUCUAUAUUUUGGAGACAAGAACCACCGCAUAUUAAAAAUUCUUAUAAAAAACUAGCUAAAGACGCUCAAGAUCUUUUCGCUAAACAAAUUGACUUGCUACAAACCAUUAACGCUGGAAAGAGCAGCAUAAAACCUAUCGAUUACAAUCCUCUAUUCAAUCCAAGUGGUCAGUGGUCGACGAACGAUCGUCAUUGUCUUAACGUCUAUACGCCGCCGCCGAAUUCCGUAGUCGUACCAUUUUACGACGUGUGGAUACGAUGGAACAAAACAAAUGAAUGUGGAGAUCCCGUGACUCCAUUGACAAACUUCAUUCUCACUUUACACAAUAAUCCGAAAAAUGAGAAUAACGCUGAUAGUCCGAAAAUUAAAUCGGAAUGGGAACAUCCUAUCACUUAUAAUGUCAAAGAAUAUCAGUAUGAAUGGAAAGUGCCAUUGAUUGAAGAAGGCGUUGUAAAGAAUAUGAGUUUAUUUUACAUUAGAGUAUCAACUGAUGCUGUGUUGAGUUCAGGCUCUUUUACUGUGUCGGGUGUAGCCGGUCCGUUUACUAUAUGGACUAUGCCAGAUAAAGAGAAUAAGACAUUAUAUGCUCCACAAGAAAAACCUAAUAAUUUGACAAAUAAUGGGGAAUUGAUCGCAACUCGGAAAAUAUUUUUAGAAAAUAUUGUA